CCUCCUUAAAUUGGCCUCCACUUCCCAGCUAACCUCAAGCCAAGCUCUGAUUUUCGGAUCUCUAUUUCCCCCAUGGGGGAUUUCUGGUCAAUGUUAUGUUUACUUUUCUGGACAUCCCACGCUGCGGGAAAGCCCUUUGGAGGGAGCGGGGCGGCCCCAGGAUGGCACCGUCCCACACCUCCCUCCAGCCCACUCUGGAUUAAGCUGAAAGUGGGCAUGCUGCGGACAUGAAUCCAAAAAGUAUUUCAGCACCUAGAAGAAUUAUCUACUUUUCAUAAAGGGGAGCAUGCAGGGCUUUCAUCGCUUCUCAACAGUUGCAUGCCAUUUGUUGAUUUUUUGACCUAAUGCAAUUGGCCUUUUCAACUUUCCCUCAAACUAUUGUGACACAUUUACUUGAAAAAUACCUUUGGAACUGAUAAUACCAUGGAGUCCUGGCUGACAGACCAAAGCAUAUUAUCCCCUCUGCUUAUUCAAUAUGAUAAACAUUUGGAAGAAAUGAACGAACAACUACGGUACUGUCAGGAACAGAUGGGCAAAAUGAGACUAAAACUUGGACAAGUCACCAAAGAAAAUGAAAGGUUGCAUGAAGAACUGAAGGAGGCUGUUGAAAGGCAUUUAGAGACUCUACCAUCUGGUUCUCCUUCAAGAGAUGUUAUUUUUAUGGAUGAAAACCUAGUACAAAACCUGCAAGAACAGUUACAGCUUGCAAAUAAAGAAAAGGAGCAUGCAUUAGAACUUUGGCGCACAGCUUCACAGGAACUGGAGCAGCUGCAGCAGACAUUCCAUAAGCAAAUGACAGAAGCCCAAAUCCAUAUUGCUGAAAGCCAGAAGCAAAAGGGUCAAUUGACAAGCUUUCAGCAGCUAACAAAGAAACUGCAUUUAGCCAAUGAAAAAACAGAGUCAGUAAAUCAACUAUUUCUAAAGACUGUAAAGGAACAGAAUGUAGAACUGGAACAACAGCGUAAGCAACUGAGGCAAUCCAGAUUUGACUUGAGAACUGCCAUUUCAAAAGUUGACGAAAUGACCAAGCUGAUCGAGGAUUUUCAGACCCAGAUGGACAAAAAGGAAGAAGAAGUUCGAGCUGCUCAAGAAAGAGAGGAAGCAUCAGAUAAACGGCUGCAGCAAUUGCAGUCUAGCAUUAAACAAUUGGAAACAAGGUUACGUGUAACUACCAAAGAUUCUCAAGAGCUAAGAACAGAAAGAACAAACCUAGAAAAGGAAAUUGCAGAGCUACAAAUGAAAUGUGCUAAUAUAGAACAGGAAAAAUAUGAUGCUGUAACUAAGGUCCAUGAAAUCAUGCAGCACUUAGAAGAAGCCAAUUUGCAAAAGAGUCAGGCAAUGGUAGGUGAGAAACAAAAAGAAGAGGAAAUUGCCAAUAUGAAGGAAUCAAUUUCUCAGCUAUGGCAAGAUUCUGCUUCAAGAACUAGAAAGGAAGUAGAAAAUGAAAGGAAGAGAUUCAAUUUACAAAUCUCUCUGUUAACAGAAGAACUUGCAGCACUUCAAAUGGAAUGUGGAGAUAAGCGAGCCCAAAUUGAGCGGGCUGUUAGAGAAAAGCGAGCUGUGGAAGAAGAACUUGAGAAGGUGUACCGUGAAGGCAGAGGAAAUGAAGGUGAUUAUAGAAAACUAGAAGAACUUCACCAAAGAUGCCUGAUGGCUGAACGUGCAAAAGAUGAUCUUCAGCUAAAUCUGCAAACAGCACAAAACAAAAUUAGGCAACUGGCCAUGAAUCAUGAAGAAGAGCAAGGUCGUUGCCAGGAAAUGAUUCGGAAGUUGCAAAAUAUUCUGGAUUCUGAAAGGGAGAACUGUGGCUCAGUUAGUGAAGAAAGGUUAAAAAUCCAGCAGGAAAAUGAACAAUUGCAAAAAGAAAUUGAGAGUUUGAGAAAACUGGCCAUGGAAGCUCAACAAACUGCAAAAUUAAAGAUCAGCACUAUGGAGAAUGAGCUUUUAAUAAAAGAACAUGGGUAUGAAGUUCGGCUGAAAGAGAUGGAAGAGGUGAACCAAAGCUCCACUUCUGAGCUGAGGCGCUUGUUGAUCGCUCAACAGAAAGCAACAAACCGGUGGAAAGAGGAGACAAAGAAACUUACAGAAAAUACUGAAAGCAGAAUAAAUAAUUUAAAGAGUGAGCUGAAUCGCCAGAAAAUGCACACACAGGAGUUACUUUGUCAGCUGGAAAGAGCAAAUGAAAAGACCAUAGAGAAUGAAAAAUUAAUGCUGGAACAUCAAGAAAAAGUCAACAGGCUUCAAAGACGGCUAAGUCAGGCAGAAGAGAGGGCAGCCACAGCAUCUCAACAGCUCAGUACUAUUAACAUGCAGAGGAAAAAAGCUGCCUCCUUGAUAGAGCUGGAAAAUAUUUAAACAUGAAGCUCAUCUCUUUUGUACAAUUUCCAAGUUCAGGCUGUUGCAGAAGAAUCGCAUUGGACCAUUAAGACCUAUCAUGCACAAAGUAUAGCGUUUUUGUGGCAAUUUUAUGUUGCUUGAACUCAGAAAGGCAGAGAUUACAACUUCUUCAAAUACUAUGAAUACAACUACAAAAAUACAUAAUGAAUUAGAGCAGGGCCCAAAAGGAAGCUGGCUUCCCUUUCUCAGCACAUGAUAUUAAACAUUGCAUUGCACAAUAUUGUCUGUUCCAUGGUUUUAAAGUGGAAAGGCAGACAUACCUGCUGCUGGAUUGGAAACUGUUACUACUGCACAACUGGUUUGUCUAUGUUUUACAUAAUUUUCAACUAUGAAUAAAUGUGUCUUUUAAAUGG
Messenger RNA from Sphaerodactylus townsendi, 2750 nucleotides. RefSeq names its product sodium channel and clathrin linker 1 (gene SCLT1). Gene Ontology annotation, biological process: cilium assembly; clustering of voltage-gated sodium channels. The transcript is spliced from 20 exons. NCBI's taxonomy places the organism in Eukaryota, Metazoa, Chordata, Lepidosauria, Squamata, Sphaerodactylidae. Bases 424 to 2355 code for a protein of 643 amino acids. Gene Ontology annotation, cellular component: centriole. The record is from RefSeq and is a predicted model, not a curated record.